AUGAAUAGUCCUCUGUUCAGAAUGUCAGCCAACGCAUGGAUCGUCGUCGUGCUGCUGGUUGUAGGACUUACGGUUGCCAACAGCAGUGCCAGCUACAACAUGGUGGACCCUCAACGUGUCCUCAGCAAUGCUGGCAUUAGUCUCGGUGUGAGCACCGGUAGCGGUAUAGCAAGUGGAGGUACACUGAACGAGCUCGGCGCAAUACAACCAAAGCCAACGGAACUGUUCCGAAGCAUAGCCGCUGCACCGGCUGUAAGCGUGACUAGUGAAGAUACCACUGACCUUACGUCAACAACACCGUCCGUGUACAAUGAAACCAGCAGUAACGCCACGGACAACAGCGUCCUUUGGAGCAAAUACAUCGUCCGGUCCGGAUACGCGCUCCCGGUAGAUCCACUGUUUGUGGCCAAAAUCAAUCCCUUCUGGCUUCAAUUCGAACCACCGUCGGCCGGUGAACAUUACGGGCUGGCGGUGUUCUACUUCCUGAUGAUGCUGUUCGGCGUUAUCGGAAACGCGCUGGUGGUCUUUAUGUUCUACAGAUAUCGCUCACUGCGUACACCAGCCAAUUAUCUCGUCAUGAAUCUAGCUGUGGCCGAUUUCGUCAUCAUGAUGGAGGCGCCUCUGUUCAUCUACAACAGUAUCCAUCAGGGUCCCGCUCUCGGGUCGAUUGGAUGCACGGUUUACGCAUUGAUGGGAGCACUUGGUGGAACUGUUGCGAUCGCUACACUGACAGUCAUCUCGAUUGACCGUUACAAUGUAGUCGUGUACCCACUCAACCCGAACCGAUCAACGACCAAACUGAAGUGUUACAUCCUGAUUGCCUUCACCUGGGCGUAUGGAUUGUUCUUUUCCAGCUUCCCAGCGUUAGAGAUUGGGCUAAGUCGCUAUACGGCCGAAGGCUACAUGACGGCAUGCAGCUUCGACUACCUCGAUCGCACUUACAAGGCCCGUGUCUUUAUGUUCGUCUAUUUUCUGUUCGCCUGGCUGCUACCGUUCGUAAUCAUCAGCUACUGUUACGCACGGAUCCUUAUGGCCGUCAUCAAUGCUAACGCUAUCCAGUCCAGCAAGAGCAAGAAUAAGACGGAGGUAAAGCUGGCCGGGGUCGUGGUGGGCAUCAUCGGACUGUGGUUUGCCGCGUGGACACCGUACGCUGUGGUUGCGAUGAUGGGUGUGUUUGGGUACGAGAAGUAUCUAACCCCACUCAACUCGAUGAUACCUGCCGUGUUUGCUAAAAUAGCGGCCACGAUUGAUCCGUACUUUUACGCCAUGAAUCACCCACGCUACCGGCAGAUGUUGGAGCGCAUGUUCUGUAACCGUGGUGCCGACCAGGGUAACUCGCAGUACCAAACCUCACACUAUACCCGGGGUGCCUCGCGUGCCGGCGAAUCUGAUGGUGGUGGCGAAGAAUCCGGUGGCGUUGGACGUGUACCGGGCGGUGGUAAUACUGCCUCCGUGCGGGGCACCGGAAGAAGUGGACGGCUAAUCACGGCCAAGGGAAUGGCUGGAAUCAGCGGUAAUGGUAACGGUGGUGGCGUUAAGGCGCUCAAGAAGCAGAUUUCCAACGGCGAUGAAACAUCGCUCGAGGUAUCGCUCGAGAUGUAACAGUGCUGCCCGCGAGGAGUUCAGCUCCUUCGCGUAACGGACGACUACGAAAACAGUGCCUUCGUGUAGCCGGCGUAGCGGUAGCAACAGAAACCAACGACGAGCGUGGUAAUGGAAGAAUUGGCAGAACGGAGAGGUACUGGUGAGCGCCGUAAUCAUAGAAAAUUACCGGAAAACCGCUGGUAUCGCUCAUUAGAGUGGCGACAAAUAAGUGUCUUUCCACGAUUAGGGAGGCAUAGGAAAUUGGGAUGAAAGAGUGGAAUACAUUCUUUGCUUUAAAAAAAUACGCGUCCUUUUUAUCAUAAGGUUUCAUGUGUACGUGUCAAACAUGGCUUCAAGCCUUUACGGAUACAACUUGCAAAAAAAAACUUUGAGGUAUAAAAGUGAGAACUCAAGUCUGAACAGAGCAGAAUGAUUCGUAGAAAUAUGUAAACAGCAGACAGGAAUAACUAAGGAUCAGAUCGUCUCAAACGCGUUGAUAAAUCAAUAUUUUUCUCGCGCAUUUGGUUCUUUCAGUUACCGAGAACUUGUUUUUCAAACUAUCUAUCUCCACAAUCACUAAAACCCUUACGCUUUCGAUUGGUGCGGAACAAGAUAGUCGUAAAAUAACACAUUGUUUUCGGCGCGUCCUUCCCGUCUGCUUUCCAUUUUCCUCGUAAAACUUUCCCAAUAUAGGAACACUUCAGAUUGAUUGUUAGUUACUUUUUCAUUCUGCGUGGCACUGCUGCCUACGUUUGCGCUUCUUGUGAUAGAUUCCAAGGAUUCGAAGGACCAAACCAGAAUAGGAUGAAAAUCGAAGCAAAAGACACAUUGUUAGUAUUGAUAGCAUUUUUUGGGAAUCUAUUACGUGUGUCUUCUUGUUUCGCUAUCCGUUAUUUAUCGACAGUUGUACAGUUAAGAGCGAAAAAGAUUUAAGGACAACCAGGAGAAAAAGGAUACAUCCAGUAACGAAGAAUGUAAAAGAACACCGCGUCCUUAAAUAGUACUUUGCGCAGUGUUUGUCGUUCUUGGAAGCUUUACGAAAGGGUAGUCAAGCGAACAGUGGUAACCACUGACCGGGGACAGCCAUUGGGGGUGACAAGGGUAAAAACAUGAUUAAGUGGUUGUUUUUGCCACCGUGCCAGCAGUUAUCAUGCUAAGUGAUAUUCUUGUAAAAAGAAGCGUAUGUUGGAACUGCGGUACACGUUAAGCUCCUCCUUACCGUGGUUAAGUGUGGCCCAAAGUUCAGCCAAAAAUCUGCCCUUUUAUUCCUACCUGCCCCCUCUCUCGUACAGUAGUUUCUCUUACUCCACCCACCGUCCGUUGAUUAAACCGUUGCACUUAUGUCGAAAUGGUUACUGCUGCUGUUGCUAAAGGGAAAACAGUUCUUCUCGUACAAGCCAACUGAACCAACAACUGUCUCGCCAAUGGUCGUAAAUCUUGAUGUACCAUCGCACUUCUGCUAUCCGUGUGUGGAUGCCUUUCGGAAGAAACCUGCUGUCAACUAAAGGCCAACUGUUGGAUGAAUAUCCAUCCCUUGGAGUUCGUUUAUCGAUUGAAGGAGACGCCAUGUGAUCCUCUCGUUGUGCGUCAUGAGUGUUCGAUGUCAGUUGUUACUUUUCACAUCGAUAUAUAUAUUUAUUAAAACACUAGAUCACAAAAUCCCCAGAAAAGAAAAAUAUUAAAAACGAAGAAAUAGACCGUUAGUGCUGUGGUAAUCAAGGUGUGGUAACCCGUCAUAGAUGUUAUAUUUUUCCUCACGCCCCACGUUCCAUUAUAGCCCAGUUCAGGCACAUGUAGUAAAUGUUCAGAAACAUAUGAAGCUAAUAGGAUAACGUGUUACUCAAGAUGUCUUUGUUGUUAGAAUUUCACCUAACAACCGCACGCCGUCAAAGGAGACGAACUGAGGUGUUCUUCGACAACACUCCACGUAAACUCAAAGUAUGACUUGCAAUGAAGCUUUAAGCGUACGCUAAAGCUUUCGCUGUUGUGCUUCACACACAGAGAUAUACUCACACAUAUAUACAUUGCAAAUGGCGCGCAAGCUUUUAUCGGAGAAUAUUUUGGAGAAAAUUUUCAAUUUUCUUGAAAUAUUUAAUUCCAUUGGGGAAAUUGAUUCAACGCCCAUUUGCAAAUAAAUACGAAUUCGUUUCUAACGAGUCAAAGGACGAAAAGAAAUCAGAAACGUUAAUGAAAAAAUUGUGCCUUAAUUUUAACCAAUUGGCUGAACCUUUUUAAAAACGCUAGGCUAGAAAAACGACAGAUAAUGUAUAGUUUGAACCGAAAAAUCCCCAAAACACAUCAACUACGAAACUUCGCCGAUAUCAAUCCUUUGUUUAGCUGCAUUACAUUCUCAAAAUAAAUAGACGCUAAGAAGAAGCAAAGAGAUGGAAGUGGAAUGCUAGGAAGAUGAAGAGGAUAGUAAACGAGCUUAGUGAUGCAUGAAUGAAAAACGAAAGUAUAAAAUAAGAGGUAAAAGAAAGUACAAAGCGAUGGUUCGUGUGCGUUGUCUGGGCGUCAAAGAAACUGUUUCACAUGUUCUAUCAAUCCACAAAUAAGCAAAGUAAAGGAUAACGAAAUCACUAAAUGUUUUCUGUUAGACAAAAGACAAACAAAACUCUUCCAUAUACACAUCUAUGACACAUAGCAGAGAACAAAAUCAAACCGAAUCAAUAAUGUGCAACCGGUGUUGGUUUGUGUUUUGGUAAACGAAGCAAAACAGUUUUUGCGAAACUUUGUUAAAAACAAACGUAAAUGUGUUGUUAGUGUUUUAGUACAA
Messenger RNA from Anopheles moucheti, 4360 nucleotides. Its product is annotated as opsin-2. Bases 1 to 1602 code for a protein of 533 amino acids. Gene Ontology annotation, biological process: visual perception; G protein-coupled receptor signaling pathway. Gene Ontology annotation, molecular function: G protein-coupled receptor activity. The record is from RefSeq and is a predicted model, not a curated record. Gene Ontology annotation, cellular component: membrane. NCBI's taxonomy places the organism in Eukaryota, Metazoa, Arthropoda, Insecta, Diptera, Culicidae. The transcript is spliced from 5 exons.